Messenger RNA from Diospyros lotus (date-plum), 1845 nucleotides. RefSeq lists its product as uncharacterized. The transcript is spliced from 2 exons. The record is from RefSeq and is a predicted model, not a curated record. NCBI's taxonomy places the organism in Eukaryota, Viridiplantae, Streptophyta, Magnoliopsida, Ericales, Ebenaceae. Bases 1 to 1845 code for a protein of 614 amino acids.
AUGGAGGAGUUGCUCCAAAGGGUGCAGGAGUUGGAGGCGCGGCAAGGAGCUCAUGGCCAAAAUAGUGGCUACGAAGAGAGGACGUCGUUCAUGAGAGAAGUCGAGCUCGAAGCUCUCCCCAGGAGAUUCAAGGUUCCAAGCAUACCGCAGUACAAUGGGGACAGCGACCCCUAUGACCAUCUGGACGCAUUCAAGCAUACCUGCAGACCACUAGCUUGCUGUUGGGAAGAAUGCCAGCGGAGGUUCCUCAGUAAGUACAGGGCACUGAGGCGGCAGCUCUCUCCUUCGUGCCACCUCGCCACGAUCUUCCAAAGGUCGAGCGAGUCCCUCAAGGACUACAUCGCCAGGUUCUGGCGCGAGGUGAGUAACGUCGAAAGUCCCUCUGAUGAAAGUAUCUUGACGGCCAUCUCGGCAGGCCUCCGGAAAGACGGGAAGCUCUACGAGAGCAUCUACAAAUCCCCCGUUACAGAUCUGGGAGAGUUUUAUGAGCGAGCUGCAAAGGAGAUCCGGUGGGAAGAGGCAUUCGGUUCGAAGAAGCCCGCCGGACAUAGGGAGAAAGCCAGAAGUUCUAGCCAAGAUAGGAAAAGAAACGACGGGGGAAAUGGAAGGGACAACCGUGAUGAGCGGUCUAGCAAUCAGGUAGCCAAGCGAGCUCGACGGGAAGAGCGAGAGGAGCGACCUCCAAGGCAGGGCCGUUUCAACAAUUAUGCGGCCCUAUCGGAUUCUCAAGAGAGGAUUUUCGCUACGGAAAAGAGGAGAGAAGAUUUUGGGAGGCCGAACCCAAUAAAAACUCCCAAUAAGUUCAGAAACUGGGAGAAGUUUUGUGCGUACCACAACGAGGUGGGGCACGACACCUCCGAAUGCUAUGCCCUGAAAGAUGUAAUUGAAGAACUGAUUCGAAGGGGCCGACUACGAGAUUACGUGGUGCGACCUGCAAACCAGCCACCCCAGCAGACGAAUCAACAACGACCUCCCCCCGAGGAUGAGCAUGCACCUGCGGUUCGAAUGAUCUACACAAUCCACGGUGGACCUCACCUCACAGGCACAUCGAACAGGUCGCAUGAAAGGUAUGUACGCGAAGCUAAUCAUGUCUUGAUAGCAGGAUCUGUUGAGCAGAUGGGACCAUCUAAGCGAGCUAGGGUGGCAAUGAAAGAAAUCACCUUCUCCGAAGAUGAUGCCAGGGACAUACACUGGCCGCACAAUGACGCCCUUGUCAUUUGUGCUUACAUCGGCAACAUGGAGGUACAAAGAAUAAUGGUGGACACCGGAAGCUCGGUAAACGUGAUGUAUAGGGCCUAUUUCGACCAGAUGGGACUAGGGCCCGAGCAAUUGAGCUCGUCCCCAGAGCCGCUUUACGGAUUCACGGGAGACGCAGUUGUUCCCAUAGGGCGGGUUAAACUCCCAUUCACUGUUGGGAGCCCAGGUCGCGAAGCAACGGCGAUGGAAGAAUUCCUCAUUAUUGACUGUCCCUCAGCGUACAACGUUGUACUCGGGCGGCCAGUGAUGAACGAGCUGGACAUGGUCGCCUCAACUAGGGCUCUGACCAUCAAGUUCCCGACCAACAAUGGAACAGGAUGCAUGCUAGGAGAACAGCACCUCGCGAGACGUUGCUAUGAGGACGCGGUCAAAAUGGGGGCCAACAGAAAGAAAGUGAAUGUGGUCGCAGGAGGAGCUCAGCGACCUUCAAGUCAGAGCGGGGUAAACUAUGACCUGGAUCCCCGAGAAGUGGAUUGUGACAAGGCCUCUGGCCCGGUGGAAGAACUUGAAGAGGUCCUGGCUAGCGAAGUAGAUGCUGAAAGAUGUCUGAAGCUCGGAAAGAAUCUGGCCCCUGAGGUAAAGUGCUAA